Messenger RNA from Salvia miltiorrhiza (redroot sage), 1425 nucleotides. Its product is annotated as omega-amidase, chloroplastic-like. Gene Ontology annotation, biological process: oxaloacetate metabolic process; L-glutamine metabolic process. Gene Ontology annotation, cellular component: mitochondrion. NCBI's taxonomy places the organism in Eukaryota, Viridiplantae, Streptophyta, Magnoliopsida, Lamiales, Lamiaceae. The coding region runs from base 100 to 1209 and encodes 369 amino acids. The record is from RefSeq and is a predicted model, not a curated record. The transcript has 10 exons. Gene Ontology annotation, molecular function: omega-amidase activity.
AGAAAUAAUUAAUAUAUUUAUCUCAAUGAAAAAAAAAAAAAAAAGUGACAAAAAUUAGUAGUAAUGUGAGUAGUGAGGUCGAAAGGGAAAGAGAGAGAAAUGAGGGGAUUAGUAGUGGCGUUAUCUUCAACUCUCACUCUUCAAUCCUCUGCAGCUCGCUCCACCGUGGGCCCUGCCACCUCCCACAUCCUCCACCGUCUAUUCCAGCGUACUCCCACUCAAAGCACAAGUCUCCACACUAAGUCAACCCGUACAACACUUGCAGCGUCCGCCUCACUCUCAUCCAUGGCCGCCUCUUUCUCCCCGGAGAAGGCCCGAGUGCCCCCAGCCCUGCCGGCGCCCGCUCCUCCCAUCACCAAGUUUAAGAUUGGUAUAUGCCAGUUGAAAGUGACUGCUGAUAAAGAGAGAAACAUUCUGCAUGCGCGGACUGCGGUAGAGGAGGCUGCUGAGAAAGGAGCAAAGCUUGUUCUGUUGCCUGAAAUAUGGAACAGUCCAUAUUCAAACGAUAGCUUUCCAGUGUAUGCUGAGGAUAUUGAUGCCGGUUUUGAUGCGUCUCCAUCAACAGCAAUGUUAGCUGAAACUGCUCGCCGUCUUAACAUCACACUAAUUGGAGGUUCAAUACCUGAACGUAGUGGAGAUAAGCUGUACAACACCUGUUGUGUUUAUGGCCCUGAUGGGAAGCUGAAAGCUAAGCACCGUAAGAUACACCUUUUCGAUAUUGAUAUUCCGGGGAAGAUUACCUUCAAAGAGUCUCAAACUCUUACUGCUGGGGAGACUCCGACCGUAGUGGACACAGAGGUUGGUCGAAUCGGAAUCGGUAUCUGCUACGACAUUAGAUUUCAAGAACUGGCGAUGCUCUAUUGCGCAAGAGGCGCUCAAUUGAUUUGCUACCCGGGAGCAUUCAAUAUGACUACUGGACCUCUGCAUUGGGAGUUACUGCAACGGGCAAGGGCUGUCGACAACCAGUUAUACGUAGCAACAUGCUCACCUGCUCGAGAUGCUGCUGCUGGAUACGUCGCGUGGGGUCACUCUACACUUAUCGGCCCGUUUGGGGAAGUACUGGCCACAACGGAACAUGAUGAGGCGAUAAUCAUCUCAGAAGUCGACUAUUCCCAGAUUGAGCUUCGGAGAACGAACCUCCCGCUGGAGCAGCAACGACGAGGCGACCUCUACCAGCUGGUGGAUGUUGAGAGGUUGAGUUCUGAAUGAAGAGUGUGUUGUUUUUGUCUUUGUGUUGCUAAAGUUUGAGAGGAAGUUUGAAAUGAAUGACGAAGGUUGUCGUGUUCUUGGAGAAGGAUCAUUUAGAAAGCGAUUCGUUUCGUUAUUAUGAGAAAAAGGAGAUGAAUCAGUGACAGUGAGGCGUUGAAAUGCUGUAGCAUUUUCUUCUCUGUGAUAAAUGUUUAUGUUGGCUGUUUCUUGUUUUGA